AUGCCAAGCUUCCACCUUUGCUGCCUCGAUUGCACCCUCGUUAUUCGUCGCAUCUGGAGGCUUUUCCUCCUCACCUUUUCCCUCGUCGCUAUUUCCAUGAGCACUGGAACGAGUGAGUUCCAAACCCUUGCCCUCUCUCUGAUUUUAAAGUCUCGAGAGCUGUCGCGGAAGUUCAUAGCUAGAUUGAGCAAAUUCUCACGAGAGACGCUGCACCCAGAAAAAAGGAAUCCCAUCCGUCCGUGGGCAAGUGGUGUUAUAUUCGAGAUCGGAGCUGAAAAGGAUAAGAAAGUUGUUGAUUCUCACGCUUGUUCAUUACCGCCUUCGUCGCUUAUUUCUCACGGCCAGGUUCAACACUCACUCAGUUCCACUCCGCCGUCUGACCAAUACGGUGCACUCCAAGUGCGUAUACUUCCCCGUGGUCCGUCUUUGACGGAUGUACUGUCGGUAUGGACGGUGCAUGUGGCGUUGGGUAGCUGGAUUUGA
This is a messenger RNA of Fomitiporia mediterranea MF3/22, 483 nucleotides long. RefSeq lists its product as uncharacterized. The transcript has 2 exons. The record is from RefSeq and is a predicted model, not a curated record. NCBI's taxonomy places the organism in Eukaryota, Fungi, Basidiomycota, Agaricomycetes, Hymenochaetales, Hymenochaetaceae. Bases 1 to 483 code for a protein of 160 amino acids.